AGGUAUUUAAUGCGUCGUCCUCGAAAAUGUGCGAAGCGCGCUGCAAUAAUAUAUUUAAAACAAGCAAUACCGGAAAUACGUUAUCAUCCAUUCGGAUUUCAUCUCUAAAUAAAUUAUCUAUCGAUUCAAUUUUGCAUUAACGAAAAAUAUCAUUAUUUUAUAACAUAAAAUAUCAUCUAGCACACAGUACCAACUUUGCAAGUAAAUACUACGAAAGAUCGUAUUAAUCGAAUUUAGCGAGACCUUAGAAAAUUCAAGCGACACACAUUAGAUAUAUAACGCGCGAUCAGGAAAGAUUCGUAAUUGUGAUUUGUAUGUUUCUUUCGUUUACAAUUAUUCGAGUAUGUGAAACAAGUGUUAGUGAAAAAAUUUAUAUAAUAAUUGAAUAAAAAAGACAUUGCUUAUUUUGUGUUAAAUAUCGAAUUAAUAUCAACAAAUAAUGAACGAGGAACAAGCUCAUGAUGCUAAACAACAAAUUGCAACUAGUCCAGAGGAUACCGAGGACAUACCUGCUGGGCAACAAGGUCCCCAAGUUCCCAGACGCAGAGGAGGCAUCUCUGCGGAACCAGUCUCCGAAGAAGAUGCGACUAGUUAUGUCAAAAAAGUCGUACCUAAGGAUUAUAAAACAAUGGCUGCCCUGAGUAAAGCAAUUGCUAAAAACGUCCUCUUUGCUCAUCUUGAUGAAAAUGAACGUUCUGAUAUUUUUGAUGCUAUGUUCCCUGUUACUUUUUUGCCUGGAGAAGCAAUUAUUCGGCAAGGCGACGAAGGCGACAAUUUUUAUGUAAUCGAUCAAGGAGAAGUUGAAAUCUUUGUUAAUGGUGAAUUAGCCACAACAAUAGGAGAAGGUGGAAGUUUUGGUGAACUUGCAUUAAUAUACGGGACUCCUCGUGCUGCAACUGUUCGUGCAAAAACAGAUGUGAAAUUAUGGGGUAUUGAUAGAGAUUCUUAUCGAAGAAUCCUUAUGGGUUCUACUAUAAGAAAACGAAAGAUGUACGAAGAAUUCCUUUCCAGAGUUUCAAUUUUGGAAUCUUUGGAUAAGUGGGAACGACUCACAGUAGCUGAUGCUUUAGAACCAGUGGCAUUUGAUGAUGGUGAGACUAUAGUUCGACAAGGUGAACCAGGUGAAGAUUUUUAUAUAAUUGUUGAGGGUACAGCUGUUGUUUUACAACAACGUUCAGAAGGUGAAGAACCAGCGGAAGUUGGUCGUUUAGGACCAUCUGAUUAUUUUGGUGAAAUUGCAUUACUAUUGGAUAGGCCAAGGGCAGCAACUGUUGUUGCGCGAGGUCCUUUAAAAUGUGUAAAACUCGAUAGAGCAAGAUUUGAACGAGUUUUAGGACCGUGUGCAGAUAUUUUGAAACGCAACAUUACCCAGUAUAAUAGUUUUGUGUCCCUAUCCGUAUAAAUUACUGUAUCAGCGAUAUUAUCAGCCUUUAAUUUUUUUUUAGUACGUUUC
This is a messenger RNA of Apis dorsata (giant honeybee), 1453 nucleotides long. It is a transcript of the gene Pka-R1, whose product is annotated as cAMP-dependent protein kinase type I regulatory subunit. NCBI's taxonomy places the organism in Eukaryota, Metazoa, Arthropoda, Insecta, Hymenoptera, Apidae. Gene Ontology annotation, cellular component: cAMP-dependent protein kinase complex. The record is from RefSeq and is a predicted model, not a curated record. The transcript is spliced from 5 exons. Gene Ontology annotation, biological process: regulation of protein phosphorylation. Gene Ontology annotation, molecular function: cAMP-dependent protein kinase regulator activity. The coding region runs from base 440 to 1402 and encodes 320 amino acids.